AUGAGCGGACACCCCAACAGGUGGCAAUUACUCUUCAAGCGAAGCUCACAUCCCGACUCUGAAAAUCGGAAGGCCACCAGCAUGCCUAAUAGACCUGCACCGCCAAUUCCUUCGGCGGUCGAGGCGCACCGGGCAAGGCGGGAUUACUCGUUAGAGCGCACCCCAAGUCGUCCGUCAGGUCGCCCGUCAAGUCGCCCGUCAGAUAGGCCCUCAGGCCGCCCAUCUAAUCGCCCGUUAGAUCGCUCGUUUGACCGUCCGUUCGAUUACCCUUUAGAUCGCCCGUUAAGUCGUCCAUCAGAUCCUCCGUCAAACCGUCAGGCAAGUCGCCCGUCUAGUCGCCAGUCAACCCCGGUGUCAAGCCCGGCGCUAUCGUCGGUAGAUCAUUUUUCCUCGCGGACAAGUCUAGGUCUCUCCAAAAAACCCUCGUCCUUAGCUGCCAACGACUUAAACGCCAAACUACAAAGUUUCAAGUACGACACUACACUCAGCAGCACAACUGUCACACAUAGGGUGGACGGUUACAAUGAGGUCUGGGUUCAGGAACGAAGGCUUGGAGGCGGGGCCUUCGGAGAGGUGUGUCUCCAAAGAAGGAAAGAUGCCAGGAACGGAAUAAACUCGGUUCGUGCUGUAAAAGCGAUCACCAGGAACGCUCACAUGAACGAUAUAAAGGCCAUCAAGAGGGAGUUGAAUGCGCUGAUAACCCUGCGAAAGCAUAAAGAUCAUUUUGUCGAUUUCUACGGAUGGUACGGGGCCACGGAUAACAGUGGUACAGUAUUUAUCGCUAUGGAAUAUAUCUCCGCAGGCGAUUUAUCGACAUACAUGGAGGAUGACCCAGCCCUGGCAAAGGAGAACUGUAAGACAAUUGUUAGGCAAAUUCUCGAGGCACUUGUGAUAAUGCACCAACAUGAUUUCUGUCACCGAGACCUAAAGCCGCAGAACGUACUUGUGGCUUCGACAUCACCACUAAGACUGAAGCUUGCAGACUUUGGCAUUGCCAAAUCAACGAGCCAGGAUAGUGUGAUGAAGACCGCAAUCGGCACAAGCCAAUAUAUCGCCCCAGAGGUCUGUAAUUUGAUUGAAUUGGGGCCAGAAGAAGAGUACAGUCAAGCUGUGGAUAUGUGGGCUUUGGGGACCAUCGCCCAUGAGAUCAUGACAGGAUCGAUACCAUUUUGCUCCCCUGCGCCCACGAAGAUCAACCGUGACCCGAAUGACAACGAUAACACAGGCAGUGACGAGGACAGUGCGAUGUUCAGCGGGAUAACCUAUAGCAACUCUGGACGCAGCACCAAGAGUAGUAGUAGUACAAACCUAAGAGAGUUGCUAGAAUAUUGCGAUGGAAAGAGAGAUUUCCCCUUUGCAUAUUCAGCGAAUGGCAAAUUAGCAUAUUCAACCAUAUUCAAGGACUUCAUACUAUGUGUCCUUGUCCCUCAACCAUCCCUCCGCUUAACCGCCGCCAGAGCACUUGAGCAUCCGUGGGUCAACGAAAAUGUCGCCUUAGUCGAACCUUGGCACCACGCUAUCAAACCUCCCGUUUCCCGCACAUGGUCUGGUUUUACUCAAGGUGAACGUGUUGGGGCUGAGCGCCUUGAAGCCGAACGUCUCGCCGAAGAGGAGCGUACUCGAAGGGAGCUUGCAAGGGCUCGUCUCAAAGGCGUGAUAAGGGCCACCACAGUGUUUCGUGGAAUGGUUCCACCACGCCCGACGGUUACCGUUGAAGCCGAGGAAGAAGACAUUCAGAAUCAUGAUUCUUAUAGCGGGACUGGGCAACGUGAUGAAACCAGACGCUCAGGGGAUCAGUAUUCAGCGUUUGACUACGACGAAGCUGAAUUCGAAGCCGAGCUUAAGAAAGCCCAGCGUGCUGCUGUCGAACGUGCUGCCGAACGUGCUAGAGACGAACGUGCUGAAGCUGAGCGUGUGGACCAGGAGCGGCGUUCAAAAGCUGCGAAAGCUAGUAUCCUUGGCCUCACGGGAAUGCUCAAAGCCGUUAAACGGUUCCGUCAAGCAGUUCCACGUCCUGAAGCUACGGAUGCAGAAGACCCUGGUUAUCAUCGGCAUGAGGAUGUAUAUGUCAGGCACUCACAAGAUUGGCGUGAGGAUUCCAGGCACUCCCUAGAUCAGCGUGAUCGUGAGGAUGCCAGACAUUCACAGGAUCGCCACGGGGAUGCCAGGCAACGACAACAAGACCGGCGUGCAAAAGCUGGGCGGGUUCAACACAAGGAUAUUUCUGAAGCUGAGCGUGCUUUCCUUGCAGCUGAAUCCGAGCGUAUGCGACGUAAGCUCGCAAGAUCUCGGCUCCUUGGUCUCACGGGGGUAUUGAAGGCAACCAGAAAAUUCCGUCAAUUGUCAGUUUCGCAUUCAACAUAUAAGGACGACACAUACAGAGGUAACGCAUAUACGGAUCACGCGUAUGUGGAUAAUGAAGACCUUAAUGAUGAUGUCGAUCCUUUGGAUACCGAGCACCCAGCGGUGGAAUCUCAGCGUGCAAGGAUGGAGCGUGAGGACCGUGCUCAGCGUCAAGCUGAAGCUGAACGUGUGAGGCAGGAGAAAGCGAAAGCGAAAGCUAAAGCUAAUAUUCUUGGCAUUACUGGAAUGUUCAAGGCUAUUAAACAGUUUCGUCGGAAUGUUCCCACACCGGCAGCAGCAGCCCCGGCACCAGAACCAGUUAUCGGUAGAGAUGCGGAAGAGAUCCAAGAUGCGGGGGAGAUCCACGAUCCGCUCCAUAUCAAUUGUAACAUUCAAUUUACACAGCCUAAGUAUCAGUAUGUUUAA
Messenger RNA from Morchella importuna, 2769 nucleotides. RefSeq lists its product as uncharacterized. Gene Ontology annotation, biological process: protein phosphorylation; meiotic recombination checkpoint signaling. Gene Ontology annotation, cellular component: cytoplasm; nucleus. The record is from RefSeq and is a predicted model, not a curated record. NCBI's taxonomy places the organism in Eukaryota, Fungi, Ascomycota, Pezizomycetes, Pezizales, Morchellaceae. Gene Ontology annotation, molecular function: ATP binding; protein serine/threonine kinase activity. The transcript is spliced from 3 exons. Bases 1 to 2769 code for a protein of 922 amino acids.